AUGGAGCCUCCAACGGGAAUUUUGGCUUCUCUUUGGCAAUUUAUACUCUUUCUUCCUUAUUUCACUGGAUUACUCCUCCUCGGUGUUAUUAAAGGUAUCAUCCUCUGUCCGGUUAUAUGCCUUAUUGUGGCUAUUGGAAACUUUGCAAUCAUCUUAGGACUUUUACCGGUACAUGGGAUUUGGACGUUAUAUUCGAUAUCGAGUGCUAAACAAUUAGGACCAAUCUUGAAGAUCUUUCUGUGUUUAUGUAUUCCUCUCGGCGUUAUUCUCUGGCUUGUGGUUAGUAUCGUAGGAAGUGUUCUCGGAGGAGCUAUAUAUGGUUUUCUUUCCCCGAUAUUUGCUACCUUUGAUGCUGUUGGCGAAGGGAAGUCUAAUCCGCUAUUCCAUUGCUUUUAUGAUGGAACUUGGAGCACUGUUCAAGGCAGUUUCACCGUUGUCUAUGAUUUUAAAGAUGUUUGCUUUCACUCCUACUUUUCGUUUAUGGAUGAUCUUAGAACAACUAGAGCAGAUCGUCAUUAUUAUGAAAUAAGGUUACUUCAAAUUCCAGGUGCUGUAAUUGUUGCGGUUCUCGGAAUUCUUGUUGAUUUCCCGGUGAUUUCACUGAUAGCCUUAUGUAAAAGCCCGUACAUGCUGUUCAAAGGCUGGCGCCGUUUGUUUCAUGAUCUCAUUGGACGUGAAGGUCCUUUCUUGGAAACAAUGUGUGUCCCAAUCGCAGGCCUCGUGAUCUUACUCUGGCCUUUAGCUGUUGUUGGUGCGGUUUUAGGAUCAGUUGUCUCUAGUGUCUUCCUUGGUACUUAUGGUGGUGUAGUCUCAUAUCAGGAGUCAUCGUUCUUCUUCGGUCUCUGCUAUGUUGUUGCUUCUGUUUCUAUUUAUGAUGAGUAUAGCAACGAUGUUCUUGACAUGCCCGAGGGUUCUUGCUUUCCCAGGCCAAAGUACCGAAGAAUUGAAGAGGGUGCUAGUACUGCAUUUACUGGUGUUCUUUCAAGACCAAACUCUUUCAAGACAACUCCAUCAAGAGGAGGAUCAAACAAAGGCCCAAUGAUUGACCUGAAACCACUUGAUCUUCUGGAAGCUCUUUUUGUGGAAUGUAGGCAGUACGGAGAGAUUAUGGUAACGAAAGGGAUUAUAAAUUCAAAGGACAUCGAAGAAGCUAAGUCUAGCAAAGGCAGUCAAGUGAUCAGCAUUGGCUUACCCGCUUAUUCUCUUCUUCACGAGCUUUUACGCUCCAUCAAAUCCAAUUCCACCGGUUUGCUACUUGGUGACGGUGUAACGGAGAUAACUACAAAAAACCGUCCAAAAGAUUUGUUUUUUGAUUGGUUUUUGAAUCCGUUUUUGAUCCUUAAAGACCAGAUCAACGCUGCGAACUUAUCCGACGAAGAAGAAGAGUAUCUUGGAAAACUGGUAUUACUAUUUGGAGAUUCAGAGAGGCUUAAAAGCUCCAUUCUUGACUCUGAACUUCCUCCUCUAACCGAACUCAGAAAAGCCGAACUUGACGCCUUUGCUCGCAGGCUUCAAGGACUGACCAAAUCAAUAUCAAGGUAUCCAACAUUCAGAAGACAUUUUGUGGAACUUGUCAAGAAACUAUCAGAUGAUCUAGACAAGAAGCAUAACCGCUUUGAAAGCGGUUCAAGAUCAGUUCCGCGUCCUGGGAAAACUGUUUCUCGGAUUUUCAGUCAGAAAUCGUUCAAGAAAAAGACGAGUAGCAAUGGUUCAGAUCAAGAUUCACCAAACAGUGGCUUAAGAGGCAUUGAUAUUGUGUAA
Molecule: messenger RNA, 1761 nt
Organism: Arabis nemorensis
Lineage: Eukaryota; Viridiplantae; Streptophyta; Magnoliopsida; Brassicales; Brassicaceae
Source: the annotation of a GenBank genome assembly